CCCCGCGCCCCGCCCGGCCGCGCUCCCCGCGCAGCUCCGCAGUCCGGCGCAGCCCCGGCCGGGAGAAGAUGGCGGAUCGCGCCGAGAUGUUCUCGCUCUCCACCUUCCACUCGCUCUCCCCGCCCGGCUGCAGGCCCCCCCAGGACAUCAGCCUGGAGGAGUUCGACGACGAGGACCUGUCGGAGAUCACGGACGACUGCGGCAUCGGGCUGAACUACGACUCGGACCACUAUGAGAAGGACUGCCUGGUGCUGGAGCGCGGCGAGCAGCCGCACCCCGUCUGCACCUUCCAGGACGACUUCCAGGAGUUCGAGAUGAUCGACGACAACGAGGAGGAGGAGGAAGAGGAGGAGGAGGGCAACGAGCUGGAAGCUCCACCGUCCCCUUCGCCCUCACCCAUCCCCUCGCCCGCUCUGGAGGAGACGCAGAAGCACCGGCCCACCACUCUCAACCUGACAGCCCCGGGCACCCAGGACUCCCUGAACAACAACGGCAGCUUCCCACCGCCCGCUCACCGCACCACCUGGCAGGACGCCCUUCUCCACUCCUCCUCCUCCUCCUCUUCCUCACACACUGGACACUCGUCUCCCCACGCCUGCAUCCAAGACGGACCGUGCCUGGAGAGCCCGAAGGGGCCGAGCCCCGGCCAGGCCGGGCAGGCCCCCGCCUCGCUGCAGCCCUCCCCCUUUGACUCGCAAGGCAACAGCCACGAGUCCCUGGCACAUGGUAACCCAUCGCCCCCGAGAGCCGGGGAAGAUUAUAACAUGAAUAUCAUCUCCUCUGCGCUCCGAGCACCGCACUCCCCGUCGCGCCUCCGCCAGCCGCCCCCUAAACCGUCUCUCUCUCCAACAGGGCCUGCGGCUCCUCCCGGCCGCCCCGCCGGCCCCGACGCGGCUUCGCCGCCCCAGGUCCCCGCGGCCGCCGACGGCCGCCACGCCAAGCCAAAGCACGACACGGCUGGCGGGCGGGAGAGGCCGGCGCCCGGCGAAGGGGGCGGCCUGGGGGCCGGGAGCCCGGGGUCCCCUGCGGCCCCCCGUGAGCAGCCCGGCUCCCCGCGGCCCCAGGAGGAGCCGGCGGCCGUGGCCGUCGCCGAGCGGCACAACGGGCAGGGCGCCCGGCUGACAGGUGCCUACGUGUGCCCCGCGGGGCCGGCGGAGCCGCUCAGCUCCGACGGGGAGGGCCCUCAGCCCGGCCGGGCAGCCAGCGUGCGCGGGCACCCCUCGGGCUCCUCGGAGACCACCUCGCCCUCCUCGGACCCUGGCAUCGAGGCCGACCUCACCAGCAGGACCACCAAGCCCUUCCUGCCCGGCGGCCGGCACAGCGAAGACCUCAGCUCGCCUGGCUCCGACUCGGACGUGGAGGGGGAGAUCGAGGCGGCUUUCGCCGGCGGGCGCCUGGUCAGCAACAUGAUCUCCUCCAUCUCGGAGACGGAGCUGGACCUGAGCAGCGACAGCAGCAGCGGCAGGUCCUCCCACCUCACCAACUCCAUCGAGGAGGCCAGCUCGCCCACCUCCGAGGCUGAGCUGGAGACGGAGCUGGAGGCCCCCGGCCUGAUGGGCAUCAAGGACUCCCUGCUGCUGGACAAGGGCAAGGAGGAGGAGGAGGAGACGACCCUGGAGAGGGAGCUCCCAGAGCACGGCAUGGUGAGGCGGGAGAGCCUGGCGGAGCUGAAGAUGGAGGGCUACUAUGACAGCCUGAACCCGGCGGACUCCUCCGCGCCCACGGGCCAGACGGACGUCUCCGCCUCCAGCCCCCUGGACCUGAAGAUCGACCCGGACCACAGCCUGGAGAGCAUCCGGCGCUCCUUCUACCUGCCCGUGGGGCCCAAGCUGAUGCCCGAGGCGGACGAGGAGGACAACAGCGAGUAUGACUCCGACUCUGAGUCGGAGCCCGACCUGAGUGAGGACUCGGACUCGCCCUGGCUGCUCAGCAACCUCGUCAACAAGAUGAUCUCGGAGGGCUCCUACCCCAUCAAGUGCCCGGACGAGUGCUUCCAGCAGACCCACUCGCUCUGCGACACCAUCUCCCCGGCCUCUGACCUGGAGCCCGAGAUCCUGAGCGAGGCGCUGGACGGGGACCCCGGCUCGCAGGACUCCCCGGUGGGCACGGGGGAGCCAGCCGCCCUGCCCCGCUGCCAGCGCGCCAUCGAGCUGGUGGACAUGGAGACGCUGCGCAGCUCCCUCCAGCGAGCCGAGGACGAGCGGGCCCUGGGUGCCGGGACGGAGCCGGUGCCGGAGCUGCCUGCCGACGAGCCGGGUCCCUUCCUCUUCCUGAGCAACCCCACGAACGACACCAUCGCGCCCGUCUUCCCGGGCCACCCCGUCACCCUCGACAGGCUGGGCGCCUCCGAGGUCCUGGCCACCUUCGGCUGCUGCCCGGGGCCGCCCCGCAGCCCCCUGCGCGCCUCCCCGGGGAGCGAGGCCGCCGGUGGGGAGCACCGUGCCACCGCGGCGCCAUCGGCCGCCGGCCCGGAGGACUGGGCCGUCGACAGGGACCUGGACUCGGGUGUCCUGGAGGCCGACGACAUGAUCGACGAUGUCCGGUUAGCGCCCCAGGGGCAGGGCCCCGACGCUGGCCCGCCUGCCCUGGACGUCUCCACCGCCAAGACCAACCGCGGCUUCACCAUGGCCUACUCCACGGACGAGGACGAGACGCCCUACCUGAAGGGCUCCCCCUUCGCCGAGGACCCGCUGCGGGGAAGCUUCGGGGGGGAGCUGCCGCCCGCCCCCGGGGCGCUGGAGCCGCGGGCACUGGAUGAGUCCCUGGCCUACGACUCGGUGAAGUACACGCUGGUGGUGGACGAGCACACGCAGCUGGAGCUGGUGAGCCUGCGGCGCUGCACCUCGGUGCUGAGCGACGACAGCGACCUGCUCCGUGCCUGUGACCGCUGCGACCUGGAUGACGAGGCGGCCUUCGGGGACGGGCUGGUGGCCCCCGAUGCCCACAGCUCCUCUGAGGACUCGUCCCCCGAGGCUGACCUGCAGUUCUCCAAGAAGUUCCUCAACGUUUUCGUCAACAGCACCUCACGCUCCUCCAGCACAGAGUCCUUCGGGCUGUUCUCCUGCAUGGUGAAUGGCGAGGAGCGGGAGCAAACCCACCGGGCCGUCUUCAGGUUCAUCCCCCGCCACGAGGACGAGCUGGAGCUGGACGUGGACGACCCCAUCCUGGUGGAGCUGGAGGAGGAUGACUACUGGUACCGGGGCUACAACAUGCGGACGGGGGAGAGGGGCAUCUUCCCCGCCUUCUACGCCCACGAGGUCGUUGGCCAAGCCAGGGACACCAUCGGCCUGAAGAGGAACCCGUGCUGGGUGGAGCGGUUCAACGUGCAGUUCCUGGGCUCGGUGGAGGUGCCGUACCACCAGGGCAACGGCAUCCUCUGCGCCGCCAUGCAGAAGAUUGCCACCACCAGGAAGCUGACGGUGCACCUGCGCCCGCCGGCCAGCUGCGACCUGGAGAUCACGCUGCAGGGCAUCAAGCUCAUCCUGACCGUCACCGAGUACAGCCAGGAUGAGGAGUUUGAGCGCUGCAGCCACUUCUUCCAGAUGAAGAACAUCUCCUUCUGCGGGUGCCACCCCCGGAACAGCUGCUACUUCGGGUUCAUCACCAAGCACCCGGUGCUGAGCCGCUUCGCCUGCCACGUCUUCGUCUCCCAGGAAUCCAUGCGGCACGUCGCUGAGUGCGUCGGCCGAGCGUUUCAGGAAUAUUACCAGGAGCACCUGGAGUACGCCUGCCCCACAGAGGACAUUUACCUGGAGUAAGGGGGCAGGCGCUGUGUCUCCUGCUUCCGCACCCCCCUCCAGCCCCACAGACGGCCAGAGACUCUGUCUGACCCCACAACCAGCCGGCUUGGCCCCCCCUGCACAUGCUCCAGCCCCCGCCCCACGGACUCCCUGCACAUCCUCACCGCUUCUUGGGGGGCCAGGGGCCAGGCUGCAGCCGCGGACCACGGGUGGGUAUCUGGGGUGCGCCCAGCACCGCCCCGGCCCUGAGUCCUGGGGACCCUGGCCAGGGGGGUGACGCAGCCGAGCCUCGAGGCCGGGGGAGAAGCUGCCCCCCUGCAUGAGCGAAGCCGGCCCGGGGGCCGCAGGAACGGGGACCGGCUGUGCCCCCGCUGUCACAGGGGAUGGGGAUGC
Messenger RNA from Grus americana (Whooping crane), 4133 nucleotides. It is a transcript of the gene MAPK8IP2, whose product is annotated as mitogen-activated protein kinase 8 interacting protein 2. Lineage: Eukaryota; Metazoa; Chordata; Aves; Gruiformes; Gruidae. Bases 69 to 3758 code for a protein of 1229 amino acids. Gene Ontology annotation, molecular function: protein binding. The transcript is spliced from 12 exons. The record is from RefSeq and is a predicted model, not a curated record. Gene Ontology annotation, cellular component: cytoplasm. Gene Ontology annotation, biological process: regulation of JNK cascade.